AGAAAAAGAUAUGGGUAUGUCUACGAAAUUAAUGAAGGCUAUUAUAAUAUAUGUGGCUCUUAUAAUGGUAUUCUUCACAUUUGCAACACUCAAGACCAAUGCAGAAGAUGUGAUAAGCUACGAAGCUCUCAAACAAGAUCAUGCAUGGGGAUGUAGUCCAAAGUAUCCUAGAUUAUGUCUCAAACAAAAGGCCAAUCCCUAG
Molecule: messenger RNA, 202 nt
Organism: Arabidopsis lyrata subsp. lyrata
Lineage: Eukaryota; Viridiplantae; Streptophyta; Magnoliopsida; Brassicales; Brassicaceae
Product: protein RALF-like 15
Exons: 1
Coding region: 11-202 (63 amino acids)
Source: RefSeq, a predicted model, not a curated record